CUCAGCGCCUGCGCAUUUGUCCGGCUUUGCGGCUGCACUGCUUGACGGCAGCGGUGUCCGUCCGCACUGGCUGGCGUUGCCGGGGUAACGGCGAGCGCGUGGGGCCGAAGAAGAACAAUUAUGCUUGAAAAAUGGCGGAAGCAGUUUUCCAUGCCCCGAAGAGGAAAAGAAGAGUGUAUGAGAAUUAUGAGUCUCCAUUUCCGAUCCCUUUUGGUCAGAACUGUGGUCCCAAGAAAGACUUCAAAAUAUUCCGUGCUGAACUGAUAAACAACAGUGUAAUUGUGAGGAACACAGAAGAUAUUGAGCAGCUGUAUGGAAAAGGUUAUUUUGGAAAAGGUAUCCUGUCUAGAAGCCGUCCAAACUUCACAAUUUCAGAUCCUAAGCUGGUUGCUAAAUGGAAAGAUAUGAAGACAGACAUGCCUAUAAUCACAUCAAAGAAGUAUCAGCGUAGUGUAGAAUGGGCCACACAGCUCUUGCGAAGACAGGGGCAGGAUGAGAACACAGUGCAUAGAAUCCUCAAGGAUUAUACAAAACCGCUUGAGUACCCUUGUAUAAAAAGGAAUGAAGAGGUUCAGUUGCAUGACGAGCUGGGCUCUGAAAUGCUCUCCAAAAUAGAAGGCACAGCAGAUAGAGAGAAUCUUUCUGUGAUGAACGGAGAUGGGGGGAAGUCAGACUAUAUGAAGGAUCCCAGCAAGCAAUCAGACUGCCUGCAGGAAGGCUCUGGGCAUGACCCACAAACCGCAGAUGGCUUGGAUGAACACAUGAUAGAGGUCGCUGCACCUCUGCCCCAAGUCCAUUGUGGCAAACAAGAUGUUCUGCCCUGGUGUGGUGCUCAGCCUGAGAACAGCAGUCAACGAGAAGGUUUCAUCUGUGCUGGAGAAAGAGGGCCUGAUGAUGAAUAUGUGCUGGUGGAGGAAGUCGUGGGUGAUGUGACCGAAAGGGAAGAUGCCCCAAAUGAGGAAUUGGUGCAAAAAGGGAGACUAACAUGCAGAAGAAAUCCAUAUAGGAUCUUUGAGUAUUUGCAACUCAGCCUGGAAGAGGCCUUCUUCCUGGUCUAUGCCCUGGGAUGUCUAAGUAUUUACUAUGAGAAGGAACCUUUAACAAUUGUGAAACUCUGGAAAGUUUUCACCAUAGUUCGGCCCACAUUUAGAACUACAUACAUGGCAUACCAUUACUUCCGAAGCAAGGGCUGGGUGCCCAAAACAGGACUUAAGUAUGGAACAGAUCUACUGCUGUAUCGAAAAGGCCCUCCAUUUUACCACGCAAGUUACUCUGUCAUUAUUGAGUUAGUCGAUGACCAUUUUGAGGGCUCUCUUAGAAGACCUUUCAGUUGGAAGUCGCUGGCUGCCUUGAGCAGAGUUUCAGUGAAUGUUUCCAAGGAACUUAUGCUGUGCUAUUUGAUUAAACCCUCUACCAUGACUGACAAAGAAAUGGAGUCACCAGAAUGUAUGAAAAGAAUUAAAGUUCAGGAGGUGAUUCUAAGCCGCUGGGUUUCUUCACGAGAGAGGAGUGACCAAGACGAACUUUAACAAUUCAGCCUCAGAUUUCUGAUUUCACCAGCAAAUACUUAUUGAGUCUCCUAUGAUAAGCCAAGUUCAGGGGAAGGUAAAGAGUCCUUUUAUUGUCAUUGUCCAUUAAUUUAAAAGUUUUAAAUGGCAUGGCGCUCCCAACACUGGAAAACUGUUAGUGUUUUAAAACAUAAAAUUACAUAAGGGAGAAAAAGAGCCCUGUGCUGAGGCUUCAGAUUCUGGCCUUGAAUCAGUCACUGACUCUGACCGACCCUGAGCUCCUUGCCUCUGGGCCUCAGUCUGUGUCCUCAUCCAUUCAGUGAGGAAGCUGGACUGCAUGAGCCCCAAAAGGACUCUCUCAGCAGUAGAGAAAUUAUGUUGUUCUCAGAUUUUACCGGAGAAUGAUAAUAGCCUACAUUAUGUGGUACUGUACAGUUUCCAAAACUCUUUUGUACACAGGGCUCUCUUGUUCCCCACAUCCAAUCUGUUCCUGAAAGAGUGCUGGAGAGCAGAUUUGGGGAUUGUAGGGCGCUAUGUUCCAUUAUUUUAAAUAAAAAAAUAAUAUGUCUCAGCUUGUCCAAGAGCUUCAAGCAAUUUCUCAAACACAUAAAGAUCCAUUUAAUAUUUAACAAGGAUUUCUGUAGCAUUUAAAAUAUCAAUUACAUAAUUAUUUGUCAGUGAACUCGGUGGGCAUAUUUGUAUAGAAUACACAACAAUAUUAUACAAUAUUAGGUAAAAAUCACAUCUUGCUUCAGUGUACUUGUUAUGAAAUAAAAAUAGGCAGUGAACUAAUGUAUGAAAAUA
Molecule: messenger RNA, 2312 nt
Organism: Pteropus alecto (black flying fox)
Lineage: Eukaryota; Metazoa; Chordata; Mammalia; Chiroptera; Pteropodidae
Gene: TSEN2
Product: tRNA splicing endonuclease subunit 2
Exons: 12
Coding region: 132-1529 (465 amino acids)
Biological process (GO): tRNA splicing, via endonucleolytic cleavage and ligation; tRNA-type intron splice site recognition and cleavage
Cellular component (GO): tRNA-intron endonuclease complex
Molecular function (GO): tRNA-intron lyase activity; nucleic acid binding
Source: RefSeq, a predicted model, not a curated record